This is a messenger RNA of Phialemonium atrogriseum, 1362 nucleotides long. RefSeq lists its product as uncharacterized. Gene Ontology annotation, biological process: regulation of DNA-templated transcription. The record is from RefSeq and is a predicted model, not a curated record. The transcript has a single exon. Gene Ontology annotation, molecular function: DNA-binding transcription factor activity, RNA polymerase II-specific; zinc ion binding. Lineage: Eukaryota; Fungi; Ascomycota; Sordariomycetes; Cephalothecales; Cephalothecaceae. Bases 126 to 1244 code for a protein of 372 amino acids.
GCUCGACAUUAUAAUAUUAUAGUUCUCCCCACCUUGCCUCCGACCACAUUUGCCUUCCACUUACACGGGCUUCAACCCUUCAAUGACUUCCACGGCCCUGGCUCUGCUCAAACUUUUUAUAUAUCAUGAGCCUAUCCUCUCGCAGUCGCAAACACACACUUUCUCGCCAAAAGAUAUCCAACGCCGCACUCAUGCCCAAUAUGGCUUCUCCCGCGAAAACUCGCCGACUCCGAGCCUCCUGCGACGGCUGCUUCGCUGCCAAGGUGAAAUGCUCCAAGGAGAGGCCCAUGUGCGAUCGAUGCCUUUCCUGCGGCAGCAAUUGCACCUAUUCCCCUUCCAGCAGGGCCGGGAAGCCCAAGCCUGACGGCGGUUCCAAUGUCCAUCCGUCUACAACCCAAGAUGUGACAGGCCACCCACAAGUGCCCGCCCAAAACAUCCUGGGCUAUCCUGGACACCACCACCAGCACCGCUGGGACAUGCCGACUACUUCAGCCGAUUCCGGUAUAGGCGGGAGCUACUCCGUACCGGAAUUUGUCCUUGGUGGAGUGGACGGUGAAAACAUAGCCUGGUUCCCAACCGAUGACCUUCACACUAUGACCGGACAGCCAGCCCCGGGGCACAUCCACGCCCACCCUCAGUACAACCCCAACAUGGCGAUUCCGUGGCCCAGCACGCACGGACAGGAGCUCCUUCCUUUUGGCCAACCACCGCCACCAGCCCAGAUGCCGGAGGAUAUGCCGCUUUACCUCAACUUCCCUUCAGCAGGCCCCAGUAUGCCGCUGCCAUUAGGGAAUUCGUCGUCGCCAACAGAGCCCAAUGGUUCGGGGGCUCCUUGCCGCUGUUUGGCAGAUUGUAUGGCUUCAUUAUACACGCUUGAAACCCAUACCGCACCAGGAUCUCUCGCCUUCCAUGAAGUCUUGUCACUGAAUCACAAGGCAGUCCGGAUUUGUGGGACAAUGCUACUCUGUUCUCGGUGCCCCCCCCAGGGAGUGCAAACGCGCAUCAAGGUCCUCGCAACCAUCAUUGGCAAGAUCGCGUCCUUAUAUAAGGAGGCCUCGACAACACAAUUUGGGAAUGCUGCCUUCGGCUCCACGCCCGAUUUUCAUAUGUUUCAGGAAGUCUGCGACCGGUUUAGGGCGCUCUGCACACGCGACUUCGAGGACUCGGAUUUCGGCCAAGCCAUGAUCACGUAUGUCGAGCGCUCAUUCCACUCAAGCAUGACUGCUCUACGGCAAGGGUCAUGAUUCUGGGUCACUGGCUGCAAUGUGGGCAACGGCCGGGCGGGAUGUCACUGUGUCAAAGGCAAGAUGCAUGUACCUGUCGAGGUCAAGGAAGGGGUCAGAAAAGUUGGGGACGGUUAAU